Astrephomene gubernaculifera is the source of this 402-nucleotide messenger RNA. The record is from the annotation of a GenBank genome assembly. NCBI's taxonomy places the organism in Eukaryota, Viridiplantae, Chlorophyta, Chlorophyceae, Chlamydomonadales, Astrephomenaceae.
CACCAGCAACAGCAGGGGAGGCAGCUGCGGUGGUGCGGCGGCGGCAGCUGGGGCAGCGGUUGAGGCUGCGGAUAGAGCAUGUGCAGCACCUGUCCGGCCUCUCCAACGUCUCCUCCCUGCUCGCCCGCUCCUGCCUCAUCCCGGUGCCCAACCCGCUGCACCUCCUCACAGACCACCCCGCCCUCCUCACACCCCGCCUCGGCCCCACCCGCGCCGCCCGCGCCUUCCCCCUCGCCUCCCUCGCCGCCGCCGGCCUGCGCCCCGCCCUGGCCUCCGACUGGCCCGUGGUGUCCCUGCAGCCGCUCACCUCGCUGUACGCGGCGGUGCUGCGACACGCGCCGCCACCCGCAGUGGAGUGCGCCAUGAACCGGGGGCUGCCGGCGGGGGCGCGGCACAGGGUGG